AUGCAAUCAUUAGUGCUUCCCCCUUCAUCCUUCAUCGCCACGGAAUUUGGACAUCCCAGAUUCGAUCCGGUACCGGACCGGCUUCCCUUGAAUCUGUCCCGAUCAACAAAUGCUCGACGCUGCACUCCGCGGGACCUUCCUCUCCCUCGCUCUAUGUCCGACUCGGUCCCGGCAGAGGACCCGCUGGACACUUCUGCAAACGUCCGACGAUUUGGUCAUCCGGAGCUUCCCCAGCCAGUGACGACUGUGGCCUCUUCGUCGGCGUCGUCAACCGCAGCCACGAUACCAGCCGGAGCAGCGCCGGGCUCCCUUCUCAUCUCCGGAUCGCCCGCCACCACGGCGACCGUUCACGAGUCGCCCUUGCAUCGCGUGGCCCCCGCUCAGGGUGACGACUUCUCGCGACCAGUCUUUGGCCUCGCUGAUACCUUUUCGGCGUCGCGGUUACCACCGACACUGGGAAGUCAGGUCCCGCCGCCACCUCCUUCCGCACCGACCUAUUCGCAGACGACCUUCGGGCCCUCAUCGUCUCCGGCAACGGGCGCUCGUGGAAUACCCCAGAAGCCUACGAGACGGACUAAGGCCCACGUUGCGUCGGCAUGCGUGAACUGCAAGAAGAAGCAUUUGGGUUGCGAUCCGGCUCGACCUUGUCGAAGAUGUGUCUUGUCGGGAAAAGAAGCCACUUGCGUUGACGUGACGCACAAGAAGCGAGGGAGGCCCCCCUUGAAAGCCGAAGAGGCUUCCCUUCGAUCGUAUCCAGCCCAAGUGGACAGUGGAGCGACGCCGGGGGGACUUCACGGACACCAGUCGAGACGCGCCAUGCAUCGAGCCACAUCUUCCCGAGAAAUUCGACCGAUGACAGACCUGCAAAUCCCCAGCGGACCACCCGGUGUGAUGGGACUCCGAGCAGCGCCCAUGCCGCCGCACAAGUGGCCGCCUUCAGUGUAUCCCUCGAACCUCGACCCAGCCCUAACGAUGCAAAGAAACAUCGGCCACAGGCGAUUUUCCUCAUCCGGCUCGGUUCAAUCCAUCACGUCAGCCUCGCCCCCGGGUUUCAUCCCCAUCCCGGGUGCAUACAACCCUGCGCUCGGGCAAGGCCGCAUGCCCGUCGGGGUGGCAAGACCACUUUCAUCGUACGGAAACCAGGCGUUCCAUCCAGCCGCGUCACCUCCGCAAUAUCAGCAAGCUUACGGCCAUCCGGUGUCUUCACCCUAUGCCGACAGUGCGAGAAUGGCAAAUCGGAUGGCAAUGGGCGAGCCGCCCAUGCGAGACCCCCGGGAAUCCUAUCUCGAAUCGCCCGUUCGACUGCCUCCGAUUUACCCUCCGACGAUGGCUAGCCCGAGCUCCGGGUCUCAGCAACCCCACCGAUCGAGUGAUCCCUAUUCGACGGGAUGGUCUCCGCGGGCUCGCGACGAAGGCUUCGAGCCUCGACAACCUAUGGCAGGCCAUGGAUUUCUAGAUCCGAUUUCGCCCGCCAGUCAGAUGCGCCAGGCAAUGUCCGAGGUGAGCUAUGGCGAAACCGUCCCGCGAGCCUUGAGCGCCGUCGAUCCUGCCGUUCAGCGUCAUUCCUUGCAGCUGUCCUCUGGACGAGUCCGUGACGAAGAGCCAACGACUGAAGCUGAUGCAGGUGAAUCACGGCCGACGAAGAGGCGGAAAAUGGCCCUAGACGAUAUGGUGAAUGGCUAA
This is a messenger RNA of Aspergillus affinis, 1683 nucleotides long. It is a transcript of the gene sclB, whose product is annotated as putative C6 transcription factor. Gene Ontology annotation, molecular function: DNA-binding transcription factor activity, RNA polymerase II-specific; zinc ion binding. The coding region runs from base 1 to 1683 and encodes 560 amino acids. Gene Ontology annotation, biological process: regulation of DNA-templated transcription. The transcript is spliced from 2 exons. The record is from RefSeq and is a predicted model, not a curated record. NCBI's taxonomy places the organism in Eukaryota, Fungi, Ascomycota, Eurotiomycetes, Eurotiales, Aspergillaceae.